UCAGGGAGAGGGCGGAGUCAAGAGGCCGCGCAAGGUUUUCGCCGGUCAGAAGCCGGUUGGGCGCCUGAGGGGACGGUUGCAGAGAGUGGAGCUCUUCAGAAAGUUGACAUGGCAUCCGAUUCGCAGAACCCCCUGUCCGGCUAUCAGCCAGACGAAACCGAAGGCUCCAAGCUGAUGAGAAAAUCCCGGGAGUCUCCAUUCGUCCCGGUUGGCAUUGCAGGGUUUGCCGCGGUCGUGGCCUACGGGCUCUACAAGCUGAAGCACCGAGGGGACACCAAGAUGUCCGUCCACCUGAUCCACAUGCGAGUGGCGGCGCAGGGCUUCGUCGUUGGCGCCAUGACGUGUGGUGUGCUGUACUCCAUGUACCGGGAAUACUGGGCCAAGCCCAAGCCCUAGGAGGGUCUCCGUGGAAGCCCGCCGGUGCCGACGUUCUUAUGUACUCUAGAUUUAGGCCUCACACGGAAGCGGUGCUGCAAUGAAUACUUGGUACAUCUCACGCAUGGUCUCCACCCGUGUGCUGCCAGUGUUACCCUAGAUUAUUAUUUCUCUCUCGGUCUUGAGGAAGGCCGCCAAUUGAUGUUUUAACGAUCAAAACUCCUUUUUCACUGUACGGACGUGGCACGGGGCCGUUCGGUGGCGUUGAGGCACACAGACUCCACGCUCACGGGACUUGUGGUUGAGAUGCGGGAAAUUGGGAGUGAGGGAGACAGCCUUUCCGCCACUCUCGGUUCCUUCAAAUUCACAUAGAACAAAUACUCUGGAAUAUUUAAUAUUUGAGAGAUAAGCCUUAAAUAGAGCGGAUUAAACUAUAUUUUAAAGUCUUU
Messenger RNA from Anolis sagrei ordinatus, 824 nucleotides. It is a transcript of the gene HIGD1A, whose product is annotated as HIG1 hypoxia inducible domain family member 1A. Gene Ontology annotation, biological process: mitochondrial respirasome assembly; negative regulation of apoptotic process. Gene Ontology annotation, cellular component: mitochondrion. The record is from RefSeq and is a predicted model, not a curated record. Lineage: Eukaryota; Metazoa; Chordata; Lepidosauria; Squamata; Anolidae.